UAGGAUGGCCUUUUACGUAAUCCAAGGCCUGAAUUACAAGGUAUUCACCAGCUGCUAGCUGACCACCUACUCCAGGCUGAGCUGGGCCUUUUACCUGCCCCACCAGGCUCUUGGAAGCGUGCCUGCCUACCCACCUUCUGUGGUGUCCUAGCAACCAGAAACUUCUCAGAGUUCUGGCCAGACAGAGGCCAUUCUCUCCCAGACUGUGGUGACUGGCAGCCUCCUGGGCCCCUGAGGACCCCUCUCUGGGGCUCACAGGUCCUGAAAGGCCACCCUUGUUCCCCCCACAGACCUGCAGAAGCCCAGCCAAGUGCUCCCCAGACGGCCGGCAGGAUGAGCUUCUCACUCACAUUCACAGAGCUGGUGAACGUGGCCAUCCCACAGUGCGGCGUGGUGAACUUUCAGGCCCUGCACUACCUGCUCCAUGGCAUCCUGGAGCAGAGCAACUUGGCCGAGAGCAGGAGGCAUCUCUCCGGGGAAGAGGACUUCCUGAAUCUGUCCCUGCCCCAGGAAGGGGACUCCCUGCCCUUCGUCUCCCCUGUCAAGAAGAUCCACAACGUGUUCGACCAGCUGGUGGGCCGCAUGGACAAGAUGGAGAGCCAGCUGACUGUGCUGCAGGAUAUGUCCUCGGUGCACACGCCGCAGGGCAGUUCGGCCAGCAGCCGCGUCGCCCAGGACCUGUGGACCACCAUCAAGAUACGGAAGAUGGUGGAGGCCAACGAGGAAGCCGUAGCCAAGUCCAUGAAGACUGUGCAGGACUUGCUUAAUGAAAUCCACAAACUCAAGAGCACUGUGGAGGUCCUCCGCAAGGACGUGGACCUGCUGAAGGACAUGUUUGUCAAGAUGUACCCAGAGAAACUGGACGUGGUCUGUGAAGACCUGAAACAGCAGAAUCGGAAAAUGAGUGAGCUGCAGCGGGAAGUGAUAUAUCUCCAGAAUAAGAUGCAGUCCAUCCCCAAAGUCGAGGACAUGGUGCUCUGGAGCAGCCUGCAUGAGGCCAUGUUCACCCCGGGAGCUAUACCACAGGACUCCAGCCUGUGGUCAGCCCACCUCCAUCUGCCAGAGGAGGAGAUCCUGCAGAGAGCUGGGAGCCUGGCGGAAUCCGACAUAAUCAGGAAGUUCACAAAGGAGGUGCCGGAGGCGGUCCCCGAUUCCUUGAGUGACCGGGACAGGCUCUCGCAGGCCCCGUUGCUACAGGCCGCCUUGCAGGAUGAGGCUCUGGGGCGGCUCCAGGAGACAGCUGACCCUUCCAGCCUCAGCAGGACCCAGGCAGCCGAGCCGCCACAGAUAAUGGAGCCUGAGCCCUUGGUCGAGCCUGGACAGGAGCCUGAGAGGAGCCCGAGCUUCAUGCGAUCACUGACACCGACACCAAGAUCAUCCUCUGACACCCAGGCUGAAUCCAGACCCUCAGGGCCCGAGCCUGGGCCUGAAGUCCAGCCUGGCCCCGAGACCCAGCCAAUUCCUGGAUUCCAGAUCUUCCUCGCACCCCAGGCCUUCCCUGGACCCCAGGCCUUCCCUGGACCCCAGGCCUUCCCUGGACCCCAGGCCUUCCCUGGACCCCAGGCUUUCUCUGGACCCCAGGCUUUCCCUGGACCCCAGGCCUUCCCUGGACCCCAGGCCAUCCCUGGACCCCAGGCCGUCCCUGGACCCCAGGCCGUCCCUGAACCCCAGGCCGUCCCUGGACCUCAGGGCUUCCCUGGACCCCACGGCUUCCCUGGACCCCAUGGCUUCCCUGGACCUCAGGGCUUCCCUGGACCCCAGGGCUUCCCUGGACCUCAGGGCUUCCCUGGACCCCACGGCUUCCCUGGACCUCAGGGCUUCCCUGGACCCCAAGGCUUCCCUGGACCUCAGAGCUUCCCUGGACCUCAGGGCUUCCCUGGACCCCAAGGCUUCCCUGGACCCCAGGCCGUCCCUGGCUUCAGGCCUAGCCCAGGCUCUUGGCCCACACCACCAGUAGGCUGGCCUGCUGUCCCCAGAGGCCCAGCCAGGUGGAAUACUUGGCCUUUCUGGAACUUUGGCGGCUUACCACCCAGCCGAGACACUUGGGCCAUCAUGCCACCCCAGGCCCAGGGCUUCAGGCCACCAGCCACAGAGCAGGGCUUGGGGUGGCCUCCAUCUCGGUGGUUUCAGUCUCGCCGCUCCCAGGGGUACCGGCUCUCAUCUGUGUCGGAAGACAGGGAGGAGGCUGAGACGCCAGAAACUCAGGAGGAGGCUGCGCAGGGCGCCCUCCCUGAGGAAUUCCAAACUCCAGGACUCACCAAGCGCCCCAAGAGCACGGCGUCCCCCAAGGCUAAAGCUGCCGCCGCCGCCACUGCUGCUGCUGCAGCUGCUGCGACCGCAGCCCAGGCCUCCCAGACUUCGGUCAGGAUGUUUCAGGACAUACCUGUCAUCAAGCUGACGGACACGGCCUCCAUCACCGACAACGCCGCUGCCGCCGCCGCCGCCCAGAUCUCCCAGGGUGAGGCCAAGCUGCUGAAGGACACCCCUGCCACGAAGCUGGCCACCAUCGCCUCCAGCAGCGCGGCCGCCGGGGCCCUGGGCGUCCUCGGGGAGUACCUGGGUGCCGGCUCAUCCCGGGGGGCUUUGGAUGAGUACCUGAAGAGCCAGGUGGCUAAAGACGGGCUGGAUUCAGCCUACGAGGAGAUAGACGUGCCGCCCAGCUCAGACCUGCUCCGGGCCAUGGAGGCCGCCAAGCAAGCUGUGACCCCUGAGGAGAAGAAGCUGGCUGUGAAGUCCUCCAUGAGCCACAUUGCCCAGAUGCCCAUCCGCCACGACUCCCUGAAGGAGGAGCUUGCCCAGCUCACGUCCAGCCUGUACCAUCACCUGGACGACUAUGCCACCAUUGGAGUCGGUUCCAAGCUGGGGAUGACCGUGGACAUGCUGCAGGAAAAGGUCUGCGGGAUCCUGGAUUCCAGGAUAAAGGAGGAGGAACUCGAGAGGGUUUGGGGGCACCAGAUGGAGAUGAUGAAGGAUCAGUACAUCGUGCUGGACAAGGCCGUGGAAAGGUUGCAGGAGCGCAUGGGCGAGUUCAAGGUAAUCCAGGAUCAAAUACGACAUCUAGAAAAGAUCAAGGCGGACCGACAAGUGAUGGAGGAAGAACUGAAGGAGAAAGCAGACAGAAGCAUCCUGGCACUCAAGGCGAACCGCACAGACCUGGAGGUGUUGGCGUCCGAGCUGAAUGAGCUGGUCCAGGGCCUGAUGUACAGGCUUGUCACCCAGGACGACGACUGGAAGAAGACGGUGAAGCAGCUGAACGAGGAGAUGGCCACCAAGCUGAUCCACCGGGACUUGGAUACCCUGAAAGUGGACCUGGACGAGGUCUGGAAGAUGAUGAGGAAGCUGAUGGCUGAAGGCUUCCGGUUUGACCCUGACAGUGCUGCCGGCUUUAGGAGGAAGCUGUUCCAGCGGGUCAAAUGCGUCUCCUGUGACCGGCCUGUGCAAAUGAUGACCAGCCCGCAGCUCAUCACCAUCCGCAGAGCCCAGCUGCUGUCCCGGCUGCGGCCCGCCAGCGCCAACACCUAUGAGUACCUGCAGCGGCAGCACAUGAGGGAACAGCAGCAGCUACAACAGCUCCAGGACAUGGGCGAAGAGGAGGGGAGUCUGGACUCCCUGGGGAACCCACAGGACUGGGGGGACGGCCCCACUAACCAAGCCGGCCUCAAGCUCAAGUCCUACCAGCUGUCGUCCCUCUACCCCUACGGGGACCCAGAUCUGUGGGACUAUGACACGGCCGAGGUGGACAUCUUGGGUGUGGACGGGGUCCUGUACAAGGGCCGGAUGAACCAGGACGGGUUGCAGUCUGUGUCUGGGGCAGACAGGGAGCUGGCAGCUGUGAAGGUGCCGCACCCCCCAGCUCGAAGCCUGGAGGAUCGAGUGCGUCAGGGGACCUUUUACAGCGCCACCCACCCCCCCUUCAACUCCCGGGUCGGCAGCUCAGUGGCCUCAAGCCCCUACCUGGGUGUGCCAGCUCAGCCUCCGUCUCUGCCCCCCCUGCUGCCCCCCCUGACACCGUCCCUGCGGGAGCCCCGGGAGCCCCAGCUGCACUCGGGGGCCAGCAGGCACCCUCGGCCCCUGCACCUGCCGUCCAGAGCCAGCACACAGUCGACUGAGGAGCACAGCAAUUGUGAGUCCUACUGCUUGGUACCUGCCCCACCAGGCCUGGGGAAGGCGCGGGGGCCUAGGCUGGGGGCUGCUUGAGCCCCAUCGACCUGGGUCUCGGAGACCGCCUGCUGCCCAGACCCAGUCCUCCGCUAAGCCGAUGAAAUUCCUCGACAGCUUCUCAGCUCCACACAACUGCCGGGAUUUUAAAGACAACUGCUUUCCUUUUCAUUUUGCUGAACCCAUUUCAUCAGAGAAU
Messenger RNA from Erinaceus europaeus (western European hedgehog), 4357 nucleotides. RefSeq names its product chromosome 15 C16orf96 homolog (gene C15H16orf96). The transcript is spliced from 16 exons. Bases 334 to 4197 code for a protein of 1287 amino acids. Lineage: Eukaryota; Metazoa; Chordata; Mammalia; Eulipotyphla; Erinaceidae. The record is from RefSeq and is a predicted model, not a curated record.